This is a messenger RNA of Effrenium voratum, 2118 nucleotides long. The record is from the annotation of a GenBank genome assembly. Lineage: Eukaryota; Dinophyceae; Suessiales; Symbiodiniaceae.
AGCCUUUUUGGACAUUUGCCCGCGUAGAGCUUGGAGCCAUGGCGCCGCUCUGCAAGCUGGUCAUUGAGGCCUCUUGCACCGCGACAAACCCGGGAGAGGAGCUCUUCGCCGUGGGGUCCUGCAAGGAGCUGGGCUCUUGGGAUCCCGUCAAGGGCUUGCAGCUGGAGACGACCCCGGAGAUUUUCCCCCGAUGGCUCUCCGCGCAGGUCGAGGUCAUUCCGGGCAAGGUCAGUUUUAAGCUGGUCAUCGUGGGGCCUGGUGGUGCCCGUUGGGAGGGCGGUGAGAACAGAACGAUGGAGAUCAAGGAGGGUCAGAGCAAGGUGACUUGCAGCUUUGGAAGUGACGACACGAGCGUGGCCAGUCUUGAGGAGUCCAAGAAUGGUGGCUACAAGGCGCCUGAAACAGAGGCUCCCAAACCAGAGGCCAAGGAUGAGCCUCUCAAGGAGGAGCCCGAGGCUGCUGGCGGUGAGGCGCCGCCCAUGGAGAAGCGCCAGUCGAGGCAUCUGUUCCAGAUGCAAGAUGGCAGCAUCAACAUGGACAUGACGCGCACGCCGAGCCUCAUGAUGGUGGACAUGGAGACCUUCCAUGGCGAAGCGGCUGCAGAGGAGGCACACCUAGCGGAGCUGGAGAGGGAGCGUUUGAACGCGCAGCAGAGGCGCAUGACCAGCGGAACCCUCUUGAAGGAGAUGCAAAAGAUCACGGAUUAUGCGGAUCCUUCUGACACCGUGAUGCUGCAGGGCUUCAACUGGGAAAGCCACAAGGCUGGAAAGGGCAAUUGGUAUGGCGUCGUGGAGUCCAAGGUGGACAUGUUUGCGGAGAUGGGCAUCACAGACAUUUGGCUUCCGCCGCCCUCCCAGUCCGUAGCGCCUCAGGGCUACUUGCCCUCCCAGCUGUUCAACCUGGAUGCCUCAGCAUACGGCAAGAAGGAUGCCCUGAAGCAGCUGCUUGCGACCAUGCGCGACAAGGGCCUGCGCGGCGUGGCGGACAUUGUCAUCAAUCACCGCUGUGGCGACAAGCAGGAUUCCGAGGGCCGGUGGAACGUCUACACCUCCACGGGCAUCGAGCACCGGAAGAGCUUUGCCGGCAUCAUGGACUGGCAAGGCUGGGCCAUCACUUUGGGGGACAAGUUCUCGGACGGCACCGGCAAGAGCGGCCCGGGCCAGUUCGACGACAAGUUCGACGCUGCCCCAGACAUCGACCACAGCAACGAGCAGGUGCAGAAGAGCAUCUCCAUUUGGCUGCGAUGGCUGCGCCUGGAGAUCGGCUUCGAUGCUUGGCGCUUCGACUUUGUCAAAGGCUACAGCUCGGAGUACGUGGGCCUCUACUGCAAGAAGAGCGAGCCCGCCUGGGCCGUGGGCGAGCUCUGGCUUGACAUGGUGUAUGAUGGCGAUGGCCUGAGCUACAACCAAGACAAGCACAGGCAAGACACCGUCAACUGGAUCAACGCUACUGACAAAGAGAGCACCGCUUUUGACUUCACAACCAAGGGCAUCUUGCAGGAGGCAGUGCGGAACUGCCAGUACUGGCGGCUGAAGGAUCCCAACGGCAAGCCACCAGGGCUCCUCGGGUGGAUGCCCAGCCAUGCGGUGACCUUCCUCGACAACCAUGACACCGGCAGUACCCAGGCGCACUGGCCGUUCCCGGGCGACAAGGUCAUCGUCGGCUACGCCUACAUCUUGACCCAUCCAGGCAUCCCCAGCAUUUUCUGGGACCAUGUCUGCGAUUGGGGCGAUGACAUGCGAAAGCGCAUCACCACGCUGCUGAAGCUGCGGAAACAGAGCGGCGUCCAGGUGGACGACAAGGUCAACAUUACUUGUGCUGAUGCGGACCUUUACAUUGCGGAGAUCGGAGAACCCGCGACUCUGCGGGUCGCGCUGGGGCCGCGGCACAGUGAUGCGGAUGGCGGCUACUGGCAGCAGGCUGCGAAUGGCAACGACUACCGCGUCUGGAUCAGCAAAGCCAAAGCCUGAGCGACCAUAGCCAGCUUGGCUGCCUGCCAGCUCUCCGGCAGAGUUAAGCGACAAUUUUCGUCUCAUUUUUCAACGCCGCCUUCGUGGCAAGAGUUUUGGAUUCUUAGCCGGAGUGCAGAGCCGCACACAGCGGCUUUUGACGUGUACA